Messenger RNA from Salvia miltiorrhiza (redroot sage), 2316 nucleotides. RefSeq names its product TOM1-like protein 4. Lineage: Eukaryota; Viridiplantae; Streptophyta; Magnoliopsida; Lamiales; Lamiaceae. The record is from RefSeq and is a predicted model, not a curated record. Gene Ontology annotation, biological process: protein transport to vacuole involved in ubiquitin-dependent protein catabolic process via the multivesicular body sorting pathway. Gene Ontology annotation, molecular function: ubiquitin binding; phosphatidylinositol binding. Bases 467 to 2032 code for a protein of 521 amino acids. The transcript has 10 exons.
UCAUUGACCAAUAGUACUAGCUCAAUUCUUUAAAUUUUUUUUUUUUUGAGGUAUUGUUAAGCGCAAUUAGGCAAAUGAUCAAAGCCUCCUCCUUUUCGUAAUUUUUUUUAGUUGGGAAAUGGUUUUUAUUUAUCUAUUUUGCCAAACGCGGCCUUAGCAAGAUAUUCUGUGCAAAAUUUUCAUUUUUCUAGAGCUGUGACAUAAGGUUCAAAGGUUGAAACUUCGACACACGCAUUGCUCGCGCAAGAUCCCACAAAACACGCACUGAUAAUUCAUAAUUCUUCAAGCACAGGCACAGCACAUCCAUCUACUCUCUUCCUUCCCUCCCUAAGACUAAAGAAUUUGCCAAAACACACACACACGCACACAAAUAAUCCAUUUUGGUUUUUGUCCCUCUUUUGACUUGGCAAGACUUGAGGCUUCUGGCAGGUAUUGCAACUACGUGUCGAUACAAAAUAGACAAAAUAUGGCGAAUGCGGCAGCUUUUGCUGAGAGGGCUACUAGUGAUUUGCUGAUUGGUCCAGAUUGGGCAGUGAAUAUAGAGCUAUGCGAUUUAAUAAACAUGGAUCCUGGGCAAGCCAAGGAUGCGUUGAAGACACUCAAGAAAAAAUUAGCGAACAAAAGCCCUAAAAUACAGCUCCUUGCGCUGUUUGUACUGGAGACUCUAAGCAAAAAUUGUGGGGAACACGUGUUUCAACAGAUCGCUGAGCGGGAUAUCUUGCACGAUAUGGUUAAAAUUGUUAGAAAGAAGCCUGAUUUAAAUGUGAGGGAGAAGAUUCUGACUUUGAUUGAUACCUGGCAAGAGGCUUUAGGGGGAGCAGGAGGAAGGUUUCCCCAGUAUUUUGCUGCCUACAAUGAAUUGAAGUCUGCUGGGGUAGAUUUUCCACCUCGAGAGGAAAAUAGUGUUCCAUUAUUCACUCCGCCACAAACACAUCCAAUAGUUCAACUUCAACCUACUUCUCCAUAUGAGGAAGUGGCUGUUCAAGCCUCUCUUGAAUCUGAUGCUUCUGGACUCAGCUUGCCAGAGAUUCAAAAUGCCGAGGGAAUCGUGGAUGUUCUUAUGGAAAUGCUAACUGCCUUGGAUCCAAAUAAUCCUCAGGGAUUGAAGGAUGAGAUCAUUGUUGACUUGAUUGAUCAGUGCCGUUCAUACCAAAAGCGAGUCAUGGUUCUUGUGAAUAAUACUGUAGACGAAGACCUUCUAUGCAAGGGAUUGGCUUUGAACGAUAAUUUGCAGCGAGUUGUCAGUAGACACGAUGACAUUGCCAAAGGGACUCUAGGAGUGUCAGUGACAAGUAGUGAAACUCCAGUCGCACCUCUUAUGAAUGUGAAUCACGAAGAUGAAGAGUCGGAAGAUGAUUUUGGUCAAUUAGCACGCAGAUCGUCGAGGGACACUUCACAAGGACUGGGCAAGAAACCGGCAGUUGUCAAGAAUGAGGCGUUGCACAUGAGCCCCUUUCUUCCUCCUCCGCCAUCAUCCAAGAAUCCAGUAAGUUCAGAUUCUUCCAUGGUCGAUUAUCUCAGUGGUGACACCUAUGAGGCAGAACGAUCCUCCAGAGCAUCGGGAUCUGCAAGUACUCCGGUGCCAGCUCAUUCAAGCAACCAGAAGUCGACUACUACUCCUCCACCAAACCCAACGGUGUCUUCCUCUCCCCCUGAUGAUUUCAUUAAUCCGACAGCAUCGAUGUUUGCUCCAAAACCAACAUAUGACGAACCUGCCCCUGCAAGCAAAUCGGCUGACAAUUUGCCUUCAGCUCCUUGGGAUGCUCCACCGGGCAACCUUCCGCCUCCACCAUCCAGGUACAACCAGAGACAACAGUUUUUCGAGCAAGGCCACACUCCUGGUGGCGGGCCAUCUCUUUCGAGUAGUGGAUCGGGCUCUUCUUAUGAUAGCUUGGUCGGCCAAACCCAGAAUCUCUCAAUCAAACCACCAACUCCAUCUAAGCCAGAAAAAAGCGAAGACGCCCUUUUCAGAGACCUCGUUGAUUUCGCUAAGGCCAAGUCGUCGUCGCCCAAACCGAAUCGGUCGUAUUAGGGGAAAUACUAUGCACAGAUUGCUUGCUGUCUGCAAAUCAUUGUGACUUGCUAUAAUAUGUUUGGACCUCUGUCUAUUAUGUCGACAUGAACCUCAACUUCCGAGAUAUGAGAUUGUGUUUUUUUUUUUUUCUUUUUUCCUUUGUUAAUAUAUUACUUCAAUUCGGCUUCUAUUGUUUAACACUUAAACAUUUCUUAUGGUGGCUUAGGCCUUACAUUUGUAUCGGGGUUGCAGAUUGCUGCUGUUAAUGAUUUCUUGUUAUAAUAGCUUCUCCUUUUUCUCGA